Phytophthora nicotianae INRA-310 is the source of this 1050-nucleotide messenger RNA. RefSeq lists its product as hypothetical. The record is from RefSeq and is a predicted model, not a curated record. Gene Ontology annotation, cellular component: mitochondrion. Bases 56 to 304 code for a protein of 82 amino acids. Gene Ontology annotation, biological process: mitochondrial respiratory chain complex II assembly. NCBI's taxonomy places the organism in Eukaryota, Oomycota, Peronosporomycetes, Peronosporales, Peronosporaceae. The transcript has 2 exons.
GUAAAGAAUAUCGUACUUUAUCGGCGUGAAACGAUACGAAAUUUUACCAAAAUCGAUGAAGCCUGUCAAGGUGCACUCGGGGCUGCAGCUGCAGGUGCUUGCGUUGUACAAGAAGGCGCUACAAGCGGCCAAGCGCAAGGACCUGGACACGCUGCGCUACGUGCGAGAGCGCUUCCGCGAGGACGUGGCCACGGUGGACCGCAAGGAUUUUGUCGUGAUCGAGUAUAUGCUACGCAAGGGUGAGCGCGACCUCAAGAUGCUGGAUAGGAUGAAGUCGGCACACUUUACGAGCGUCUCGCACUAGAAGAAGAGAACUAGGGGGCCGAUGUAAGGCUACUUUUGCAUAGAAUGGCUUCACGGUUUUGUGUGAAGGUUGAGCUAAUGCAACAAGCUGAGGCUGGAGCGAAGUAUCUGGAGUACAGCUAGGUCCAGAAUCGUCAUAUUCGCGACUUUAUUAUCGACGUCGGAGCUGGGUUUCAUAGUUUGUGAUGGUAUAUCUGCGAGUUUGAACUGGAUGGCAGAGGAAGUUUAACCGAAGGCUUGCUGUCUACGACUUGCCGUUAGAAGAGUGUGUCUAUAAUGAACGAAGGCACUCGCUAGCUCAGGGUGAAUUUGAUCAUGUUAAUUGGCAGAGCUCAUUAUUUCGUAAAGAGCUUGGUGUUUAUCAUCUUGUUCAUGCAAUCGUAUUGACUUUUCGACCAGUGCUAACAGCGCUAAUAUGGUUCAAUAGUAUCACACGCUCUUAGCUCUUCGCUGUGUACUGUAGAUGGCCGUAACUUCUAAUGACGGAUAAUACUGCGUUCUCGACUUGCUGACCAUGACCGAAAGAGAUCGCAAGAUGGUUGAAUCUGGUGUUACUGGUGGCCGAAAACGACCAACAGGUAAAAGUUUGAAGGGAGUGUAGAAGAGAACAGAGAUUCUGAUUGGGUCCAUUCGAAGCUGACAGCCGAGAGCGAAUGCAACUGAUCAUAGAUCGUAGUCUCCUUCACCUUCACCAUAAUUUGUUACCACACCUCGUACAACAAUUAUUCAUUAAUAAAUAACCAAGAG